GUGCGCCUGCGCUUAUCUCAUCAAGGCAUGUACCUUGAAACGAGGCAGUCCAAGCAAAACCGGGCCGACUUGACAGAAAACAGUUCAGAGCGACACAGAUAGAGAGAGUGACAGGGCACGCGCGCUCGCUUACGAUACACUUAUUGAAUGAACCACGUCUUCUUGAACUUAGCUGUUUUCUGCGUACUACCGCAGCUUUCGUUCUCUUUUCUCGGCAUAUUUUAGAUGCGCGCUUAUUAUAUUCAAUUACGAGACGUCUAUGACUCUUCCUUGAAAAAGAACUGUUUUAAAGGAAACGCAUCUAGGGCAUCUCUUCUCUAGGUGUUGCCACGAAGAUUAUUUCAUCAACAGUUGCAUGACUCUACUGGGGCUCAAUAUGACCACAGUAGUAGACUCGAAUACAGGUGGGGUAAUAUCGUACAUCGGAUCGUGCGGAGGCUCACCCAACCGCACCAGCCCCGUGUCCAUGUACAGUGAAAAUUCCAACAGCAGCCUGCAGUCCUUCACAACGCCUUGUUUCGGAUCAUCGUUCCCACCAUCUCCCAAUGGAUCCCACGAUUCUUCGCGCAUGUACACCAGCUGCAGCAGCAGCUCAAGUUCAGGAUCAGGUGAGGAUGGAAGCUCCUCGUGUUCCAGCGGAUCCCCGAGAGGCCGCGAUGAUGGCGGAAGUGCACGCAACUCUCCCAACAAAUCAGUUGCCGCGCUUACAAAACUGAAUGGAAUGGUGUUGCUGUGCAAAGUGUGUGGAGAUGUGGCUUCUGGAUUUCACUAUGGUGUCCAUGCCUGUGAGGGAUGCAAGGGUUUCUUUCGACGCAGCAUCCAGCAGAACAUCCAGUACAAGAAGUGCCUGAAAAAUGAAACUUGUACAAUUAUGAGGAUCAACCGGAACAGGUGUCAGCAGUGCCGCUUUAAAAAGUGUCUAUCUGUGGGCAUGUCCCGUGACGCUGUCCGUUUUGGCCGCAUCCCAAAGCGCGAGAAGCAGAGGAUGCUUGCCGAGAUGCAGAAUGCCAUGAACAACAUGGUGAACAACCAAUUGCAGAAGGAAUUCCAGAUGGCCAGCAUAACAUCCAACUGUUCGUCGUCUGCUUCCCCAUCUUUAUCCACGUCUCCGUGCAAGGGUCUUACUGUGGCACUCCAGCCUCCUGCAGUGACCACAGCACCAUCUCCCUCUCACCCUGCCCCGGACUCGAGGUUGAGUCCCCCACCUGUCUCCUCUUCCCCACCACUGUGCUGCAGCCCGGGUGUCGAAAAAACCAUCACCGCCAUAACCAGGGCACAUCGGGAGACCUUCGUCUACGCUCAUGAUAAGUUAGGUUUGACAAUGCUGCCUCACAAUGGAGAUAUGGACAACCGAAGCAACAAUCUCUGCACGGCCGGUUAUCACCUCAAUGGCCAAAACACCAUCUACCACCACGACAAUAAUGUCAACCUUCAUAGUAAGAACUUUGAGGCAUCAGUAGAAAACGGGCCACAUUUUCAGGCCUCCUCAGGGUCCGGAAUGAUGCACAAUAACAACAGUCAUUUCUACGGGGUCCACCAAGAGAUGAACAGCAGCUCACAGGGACACAACUGUCCGUGGAAGAAACGCAAAGAGAUUCUGCUGGCUUGUCCAAUGAACAUGCAUCCUUACUCGGACCCCAACAAAACACCUCAGGAAAUUUGGGAAGACUUUUCUCUUAGCUUCACACCAGCUGUGCGGGAAGUGGUGGAGUUUGCCAAACACAUCCCGGGAUUUAAUACAUUAUCCCAGAAUGACCAGGUCACUUUGCUGAAAGCUGGGACGUUUGAGGUCCUCAUGGUACGCUUCUCCUCUCUGUUUAACGUAAAAGAAAAGACUGUGACAUUCAUUUCUGGCGCCACCUACAGCCUGGAGGCUUUGAAAAGCAUGGGCAUGGGCGAUCUUUUAGGCAUCAUGUUUGACUUCAGUGAAAAACUCAACGCAUUAGAGCUGUCACCAGAAGAACUGGGGCUCUUCACUGCGGUGGUGCUGGUGUCUGCUGAUCGGUCUGGAAUUGAAAACGUGAAUUCAAUAGAGAUCCUCCAGGAAAGUCUCAUCCGGGCUCUUCGAACCCUCGUCAGCAAGGGCGGUCUUGGUGACCCAUCCCGAUUCACCAAGCUGCUGCUCAAGCUUCCAGACCUGCGCACACUGAACAACAUGCAUUCUGAGAAGCUGCUUUCAUUCCGCAUUGACGCGUGAGGUCACAGACAGAAAGGGAACCAAGAGAAGUCAAACUGAUGCCUUUGGACCGUAAAAUCACUCAGUCCCUUCAUAUAUCUGAAGGGACACUUUGAAAUAGUGUAAACGGCUUUAAAAGGCAGUUAAUAGCAUUUAUGGCCAGAUAGAGAAAGACUAUAGGGGACAUUUACUUGAAAUGGGUGGCAAGCUAAUUGAAUAGUUGGAAAUGUUUCAACGAACUAUUCCAGAGGGCGACGACUCAAAUUUGGACUUAAGAAACUGUGUAUAUAUGGGACCCUUGGUCAGACAGGGGAAGCCAUGGAACAAGUGCAAAAUGCUUCUUGCAAGGAUCUCCAGGCCAGUUCCAGACAGGAGACAGAAGACACCAGCUACAUAAUGUUUUCUCAUACCUAGUCAGGCCUGGGUUCCUGCUACACCCACAUUUAGAGAAUAAAUAUUCAUUUUAACUAGAGUAAAAAAUAAAAGUUGUAUAAAAUAUUAGCCUACACAUAUUCCCUAUCUGUAAAUAAAUGUAAAUAUUAUAUACAUAUUUUAAAUGUUUUACAUUGUAUAAUAUAUAUUUUUUGUAAAGUUCACAUGCUCAAUGGAAAUUAUAUAUCAACACAAAUGUAUAAGUAGAGUGUAUGCAAAUUCUAGGACAACAACCAGACAUGCAUUUCAAGAUGUCUUUCAAAUCAUAAAAGCAAUUUAUGAAA
Messenger RNA from Triplophysa dalaica, 2892 nucleotides. It is a transcript of the gene nr1d1, whose product is annotated as nuclear receptor subfamily 1, group d, member 1. The transcript is spliced from 8 exons. The record is from RefSeq and is a predicted model, not a curated record. Lineage: Eukaryota; Metazoa; Chordata; Actinopteri; Cypriniformes; Nemacheilidae. Bases 356 to 2197 code for a protein of 613 amino acids. Gene Ontology annotation, molecular function: zinc ion binding; RNA polymerase II cis-regulatory region sequence-specific DNA binding; nuclear receptor activity. Gene Ontology annotation, biological process: cell differentiation; negative regulation of transcription by RNA polymerase II; hormone-mediated signaling pathway.